Molecule: messenger RNA, 1563 nt
Organism: Tuber melanosporum (Perigord truffle)
Lineage: Eukaryota; Fungi; Ascomycota; Pezizomycetes; Pezizales; Tuberaceae
Exons: 4
Coding region: 1-1563 (520 amino acids)
Biological process (GO): regulation of transcription by RNA polymerase II
Cellular component (GO): nucleus
Molecular function (GO): RNA polymerase II cis-regulatory region sequence-specific DNA binding; DNA-binding transcription factor activity, RNA polymerase II-specific
Source: RefSeq, a predicted model, not a curated record
AUGGAUUUUUUGCAUCCGGAAUAUGCAAUGAGCGAUGACGGUUACAAUGACUUCGGUAUCAGAAUACUGAAGCACGCCUCACUAGGCUCGAAGGCCCAGCAAUACAUGAGUUUUCAAGAGCCAGUCCCAACCCCGGUGCUCCCCAGAAGAUCCGCCCGGAACGCCUCAGAUGCAGCAGCGGUGACCAACCACAGGACAGCUACCGCGACCAAAAAUGGCACAGGCGGUGAACCUGCAACGCACACCGGAGCCAAGAGGCCCACUAGAAAACGCAAGCCAAGCACCGAAAAGUCCGAAAAACCCAAAGUGCCAAAGUUGACGAUGCCGCUAAGUGAGCUCACCACGAGCUAUGACCACAUUCCGGUCAAGGAUAUGGAGUCAUGGGUCCGGCGAAGUGUCGAAACUCGGAAGCAAGAGGUAGAAAAGCGUGGCGGAUACGUCACUCGUCCGAUGAACUCCUUCAUGCUUUAUCGAUCGGCGUACGCCGAUAGGACGAAAUUUUGGUGCCUCCAAAACAAUCACCAAGUAGUGUCCUCCGUUAGCGGCGAGAGCUGGCCCCUGGAGCCCCUUGCAAUCCGGGAUAAGUACAACGAACUCGCAAAAAUUGAGCGUAUCAACCACCAAGCGGCUCACCCGGGAUAUAAAUUCUGUCCCAGCAAAACGCAAAAUGGGAAGAAGAAGAAGGAGGUGAGGGGACCAGAGGAAUCGGAGGCCAGUGAGCUUGAAGGUUUUCCGGAUGAUGAUGGCGACUAUGUUGGUAGCUUGGGGGGGGCUCGGGGUGCGAAGAAGACAGCACGAGGCAAUAAAAAGUCCCCCAAAGGCUCCAGCCAGAAUAGGGGAGUCUCCAUCAACGGCUUUAUAGGCCUUUGUUACGACCACACCGAGGGCGGGGCCCAGAGGUCAUCAUUUAUUCAUAACAACCCAGGAAAAACUCCGCCAAUGUGUAUGGCGAAUACUGAUAUGCACUUGAGCGGCCAGUAUUACCAAACCACUGUUCGUGCAAGCCCGGCCACCAUCCCGAGCUCUAUGCACCCAAGUGUGAUUGAGGACGUGACGAUUCGAAAAACCCAAGCUCCGAUGGGAACGAUGAACACGAAUUAUUGCCAACAUGCGCUGUAUCAAGCGGACCAGAUUGACAACUUUCUCGCGUCGACCCUCGAGAACCAAGAUAAUUCAAAGGUCGAUCCCGCACUAUUAGCCACCGGGUCCACAUCAGAUCUUUGUAUGAACGGUAGCCAGCAUCAAAACGUCCAACCAGACCAUGCUGGCCAGUUCAUCGACGGAGGGAUCUUUGAUGGUCAAUUUGAAAUAGACAGCUUGUUUGCAACCGCCAAUAUUCCUCAUAUCUCGUUUGCCGACGACGAAUCACAGCAAGACCCUAUGGCCCAACUUGAGCGAGGCAGCCACACCAUUGACUUACGCAAGAUGCAAGCGUACGAUCAAUCCAUACAAGGCUUUCUAGACAGCCAAGAAAGUUGGAACAGAAACGGAGACGCCAUGAUGGAAGACCGCGACCAACUCCAUUAUGACGAUUGGCUUCAAGAAGCCUAUCUGCCCAAAUAA